Fusarium venenatum is the source of this 393-nucleotide messenger RNA. The record is from RefSeq and is a predicted model, not a curated record. Lineage: Eukaryota; Fungi; Ascomycota; Sordariomycetes; Hypocreales; Nectriaceae.
AUGUCACAAUCUACUAUUGAGGCUCAUAUUAUUCUUGCACUUCAGGCCUAUCAGGGAGACCCAAAACUAAGUCUGCGACGAGCUGCAUUUCUCUAUAAUGUCCCCUUCCAGACCCUCCACUACCGAUCUCAGGGUCGUCAGGCUCGCGUCGAUUGUAUUCCUAAUGGUCGGAAACUAUCUGAUCAGGAGGAACAGAUUAUAGUCGAGUAUAUUCUGAAUCUAGAUUCGCGAGGAUUUCCCUCUCGGCAUCGCGACGUUGAAGAAAUGGCGAAUCGACUGCUUACUGAACGCGACGCAUCACCAGUUGGCAAGCGCUGGGCUAUCAAUUUUAUUAAACGGCAACCACAGCUCAAGACGCAUUCUUUUCGUAAAUAUAACUAUCGGAGAGCUUAA